Talaromyces proteolyticus is the source of this 1032-nucleotide messenger RNA. RefSeq lists its product as uncharacterized. The record is from RefSeq and is a predicted model, not a curated record. The transcript is spliced from 2 exons. Bases 1 to 1032 code for a protein of 343 amino acids. NCBI's taxonomy places the organism in Eukaryota, Fungi, Ascomycota, Eurotiomycetes, Eurotiales, Trichocomaceae.
AUGAUCAUAGACCCUAGACAGCCGCAAAUAACAGCACUUGGCUUGGAACUGCCCGAGCAAUCUCCUGAGGAAGUUGCAAUCGUGUACCAGAACAAAAUGAAGACUGGCGGACUGACUAUACCAGUUUCAUUGCAAAUGGCUCUGGACAACUUACAACCCGAAGACUGUUCUUCAAUGAAUGGGAGCUCUAUUGGUUAUACGGUGCCCGUUUCCUCCCAGUUGGUCACGGCUCCCUCAAUAGGAAGUGAGCGUGAAUCCCAGAUGCCGCUUCAAUAUGAAGAUAGGCCUCCUUGUUUAGAUGAUCAAGAACAGCAUUGGGACGGAGAGGAAUUGAGAAGACUGCUGGAUAUGAAUGUUCAUCUAUUGAACUGCCAGCAGAUAGUCUCCCAGAAGCUGAUUAUGCUGGACAAAAUGUUUCCUACCAUCGCGGUGAACAACCUAGAGACGGCCCUUCAAAGCCUCUUGGAUUACUCACAACAAUUUCUCGAGGUCGUGACGUUCUCUAUUCUGAGAGAGAUUACUUUUACAACAAAUGGCGCCACAUCCAGACCUGAAACAGUAUUUGUUUCGCAAGCGUGGUUCGACAUCCAUAUAUCAUUAGUACUGGCUAUCAUCAAUUGCUAUGCUUGCUUGAUGGGGAGCUAUCAUUUAAUCUUCUCAUACCUUUUAAAAGAGCUAAUAGCAUGCUCACCUCAACCAUCGCCGACCUUUCCAAAUUUUACCUUUCCCACCCUUCUUACUGAUGGCGAGCCCAGUCGUAAGUUACAGUUGCGAUUAAUUUUCAAUAACGGCAUUCGCAUGCUAGCACGCCUGGAGGCGGGUUUGGGUCUACCAGAACAGUACUCAGUUGCCUGUUUGCCAGGGCAAUCACGUCACCACGAUGGGAUUUUACGCAGCCCGUCUGCUAUGGUCUUUCUGGACAACCUUACAAGCCAAGGAUUCAGACUGUACGUUAAUGGACCUGCAACGGGAAAGAAGUCGUCCAAAGAAAUUGUGCAGGCUAUACAUCAAUUUCUAGGCCCUGCAGCCUGA